AUGGCCUCGUUGCUGAAGGUGGAUCAGGAAGUGAAGCUCAAGGUUGAUUCUUUCAGGGAGCGGAUCACAAGUGAGGCAGAAGACUUGGUGGCAAAUUUUUUCCCAAAGAAGUUGUUAGAACUUGAUAGUUUUUUGAAGGAACCAAUUCUAAACAUUCAUGACCUAACUCAGAUCCACUCAGACAUGAAUCUCCCUGUCCCUGACCCCAUUCUUCUCACCAAUAGCCACGAUGGACUGGAUGGUCCCACUUACAAGAAGCGAAGGUUGGAUGAGUGUGAAGAGGCCUUUCAAGGAACCAAGGUGUUUGUGAUGCCCAAUGGGAUGCUAAAAAGCAACCAGCAGCUGGUGGACAUUAUUGAGAAAGUGAAACCUGAGAUCCGGCUGCUGAUUGAGAAAUGCAACACGGUCAAAAUGUGGGUACAGCUCCUGAUUCCCAGGAUAGAAGAUGGGAACAACUUCGGGGUAUCUAUUCAGGAGGAGACAGUUGCAGAACUAAGGACUGUUGAGAGUGAAGCUGCAUCGUAUCUGGACCAGAUUUCUAGAUAUUAUAUUACAAGAGCCAAAUUGGUUUCUAAAAUAGCUAAAUAUCCCCAUGUGGAGGACUAUCGCCGAACCGUCACAGAGAUUGAUGAGAAAGAAUAUAUCAGCCUCCGUCUCAUCAUAUCAGAACUAAGGAAUCAGUAUGUCACCCUACAUGACAUGAUCCUGAAAAAUAUUGAGAAGAUCAAACGGCCCCGGAGCAGCAAUGCAGAGACACUGUACUGA
This is a messenger RNA of Pipistrellus nathusii (Nathusius's pipistrelle), 765 nucleotides long. The record is from the annotation of a GenBank genome assembly. NCBI's taxonomy places the organism in Eukaryota, Metazoa, Chordata, Mammalia, Chiroptera, Vespertilionidae.